Molecule: messenger RNA, 1414 nt
Organism: Belonocnema kinseyi
Lineage: Eukaryota; Metazoa; Arthropoda; Insecta; Hymenoptera; Cynipidae
Product: glycine-rich cell wall structural protein 2-like
Exons: 4
Coding region: 143-1036 (297 amino acids)
Source: RefSeq, a predicted model, not a curated record
GGAAAAAUUACGAAUGGGUUUCUAUAAUAUCACCUAUACCUCACGAGUGAACACGUGCUUCUAGUGUAUGAUAUUUUUAUAAACAAAUAAAUAAUUAAUUAAUUAUUUGAAUUUUCAUCGAAAGUUUACGUUAAUCGCAGCCAUGAGAAUACACUUUCAUAUUUUUACACUUUCUGCACUUAUUGCACUAUGUAGCAGUGCAAUACAGACAUUAUCUGUACCGGAAGUGUCCAAAUUGACAUCCCCUGCUCUCACCAAAAGAUCCAGCAAUUCCGGAGAUUCGGAAGAUGAAGCAAGUGAAAGAAAUUCUCUGAUUCCAGCAUUCUUCAUCAGCAAGGACUAUGGUCAAGGCGGAUAUGGAGGAAUUGGAGGAUAUGCACCAGGAAUGCCCUAUGGUAUUAGUAACACCUAUCGAGGUGGUUUGAAUACAGGGUAUCGAGGCUACAAUUACCCCGGAGCAAUUGGAAGUGCCAAUACGGGAUAUGGCUACUACGGUGCUGGAGGUAUUAGUGGUUACGGAGGUCUUGGCAGUGGAUAUGGAAACUACGGAAGUGGAUACGGAGGAUACGGAAGCGGUUUAGGAGGCUACGGAAGUGGUUACGGAGGAUACGGGAGUGGUUACGGAGUAUACGGGAGUGGUUACGGAGGAUACGGAAGCGGACUCGGAGGGUACGGUGGUGGUUACGGAGGUUACGGAAGUGGUAUCGGAGGUUAUGGAAGCGGUUACGGAAGAUACGGUAGUGGUUACGGAGGAUACGGUAGUGGUUACGGAGGAUACGGUAGUGGUUACGGAGGAUACGGUAGUGGUUACGGAGGAUACGGAAGUGGUUACGGAGGAUACGGCAGUGGUUACGGAGGUUACGGAAGUGGAUAUGGUGGUAUCGGCAGUGGCUACGGAAAUUAUGGUAGCGGAUAUGGUGGGCUUAAUGAUUAUAGUUACGGUAGUCAAGGAUAUGGUGGACUUUACGGCAACCGCGGCAGCUAUUACGGCAGUUAUGUUGGCACUCCCUCAGGAUAUAGAGGAUAUUCAAAGUGAUUGUGCUUAUGAAAAAAUAUUGCAUUUAUAAAUAUAAAAACCUUACUUGUAAAAAUAUAUAUUAUAAAAAGACUUAUCUUCAUGAAAACACACGAGAUUUCAAAGUAUAUUUUUUAUACUAGGAAUAGAUUUUAUACUGAACAUUUUUAUAGAGUCGUUGACAGAACUAUAACGUAGCUUGUAGAGUAAAUCUUUAAUGACAAUGAGGAAUUUAGAUACAAAAAACUAGCCUAUUUCUAAUUAAAAUUACCAUUAAGGAGAAAAACCCUAAAGUUAUUUUUAAUAAAUAAAUUAUAUUUGUGAAGUUGGAUUGCAAAAUGAUUCUUCAGUAUUUUAUAAAAAUUGUACAUCUCUUCGACAGUAUUAAUUAUAAUAAUA